Diplodia corticola is the source of this 1773-nucleotide messenger RNA. RefSeq names its product septin. The record is from RefSeq and is a predicted model, not a curated record. Gene Ontology annotation, biological process: cytoskeleton-dependent cytokinesis. Gene Ontology annotation, cellular component: septin complex; cytosol; microtubule cytoskeleton. The coding region runs from base 1 to 1773 and encodes 590 amino acids. Gene Ontology annotation, molecular function: GTP binding; molecular adaptor activity; GTPase activity. Lineage: Eukaryota; Fungi; Ascomycota; Dothideomycetes; Botryosphaeriales; Botryosphaeriaceae. The transcript has 2 exons.
AUGGCGACCUCACCCACCAUCGACCAGUCCUCCGGCAAGCCCGCCGACUCGCAAGCUGAGCCGCGCCGCACCAGCUUCUCCUUCCUGCGCCGUCAGAAGUCCAACAACGGUCUUGCCGGCCGAAGCACAUCGGGCAGCAAGAUGAGCAAGAAACAGAAGGCGCUGGCGCAGGAAGAGCUCCUGCGGCAGCAGCGCGAGGCCGCUGCGCUUCCCAAGCAGCCGCCGCAGCUUCCGUCGCCGCCGCCGCUGCCCACCAUCAACACCUUCGGCGGCGAGAACGCUCGCGACUCCUACCAGCUCGUCUCGCACGCUGCUCGCGGACACCACCAGCAGGGCCCGCCACCUGUCACCAGACCCUCCAUGGACUACAAGACGCCCACCUCACCGCAGGCUUCCGCGCCCUUCCCUCCCAUCCCCGGUAGCCCCGCCAACCCCAAUGCUGGCGAGUAUGUCGAUCCGUACGCCCGCACCGAGAGCAUGACCCACCGCGGCCGCUACAGCUACGCGAGCACCGCCGUCAGCACCGUCAACAGCCCGCGCCGCGUGCGCAGGAGGAAGGAUCCCACGCCGUUCAACAUUCUUGUCAUUGGCGCGAAGAGCGCCGGCAAGACAUCCUUCAUCAACUUUCUUCAGACCUCGCUUAGCAUGCCCAAGCAUAAGCGCGUGCAGACCCCGCCGCCGCAGCCUCCGAACGAUCCGGACUCACCUUUCACCUCACAGUACCUGGAGACUGAAAUUGAGAAUGAACGCAUCGGCGUGACGCUCUGGGAUUCGCAGGGUCUUGAGAAAAACGUCGUCGAUCUCCAGCUUCGUGAGAUGGCCUCGUUCAUCGAGUCCAAGUUCGAGGAGACCUUUUCCGAGGAGCAGAAAGUCGUUCGCUCCGCCGGCGUGCGCGACACCCAUAUCCACUGCGUCUUCUUGUUGCUGGACCCUAUGCGCUUAGAGGCCACUGCUUCCACUAUCCGUGGUACGACUCCGGGCAAGUUCGCCGUGAAACCCGGCGUAGUGGGUAGUCUCGACGACGACUUUGACCUCCAGGUCCUGCGGACCCUUCAAGACAAGACUGCCGUUGUUCCUGUGAUCAGCAAGGCCGACUCCAUCACGGCAGCUCAUAUGGCGCAUCUCAAAAAGUCAGUGUGGAACAGUUUGAAGCAGGCCAGGCUUGAUCCCUUGGAGGCUCUCAGUUUCCCGGACUCGGAUGAGGAAUCGGCGUUCGAUGAGCGUGAGGAAGACGAGCUCGAUGACUCCGACGAGGAGAGAGAGGAAAAGCCGGCGGACAUUGGUGACAGCAUGGAAAAAUCGGACUCGAAUGGAUCUGACGACGAGUCAUCAACCUCAGCAUCCUCUCCACCACCCAAGUCUCCUGCAGGAGAUGUCAAGAAACACGCUCGCAGGGUCUCCACCAUGUCUGCCCAAAUUGAGGACGAGGAGGAACCCCUACUCCCUCUCAGCAUCAUUUCUCCUGACAUGUACGAGCCGAACGUCAUUGGUCGCCGCUUCCCAUGGGGAUUUGCCGAUCCGAUGAACGCCGAGCACUGCGACUUUGUGCGUCUGAAGGAGAGCGUAUUCAGUGAAUGGCGCGCUGAGCUUCGUGAGGCAAGCCGGGAGAGGUGGUACGAGGGCUGGAGGACGAGCAGAUUGAAGAAGCGUGCAGGCGGCGCCACCACCCCGAGACGCAGCACAGACAACUACGGCGGCAGCCCCUCUCUCGGAAACGGCAUCGGAAGCCCCGUCAACCAGGCAUCUUCGUACAAGCCAAUGGCUGCAUACUAA